Molecule: messenger RNA, 2116 nt
Organism: Centropristis striata (black sea bass)
Lineage: Eukaryota; Metazoa; Chordata; Actinopteri; Perciformes; Serranidae
Product: clusterin-like protein 1
Exons: 7
Coding region: 404-1828 (474 amino acids)
Source: RefSeq, a predicted model, not a curated record
AUUUGCCAUAAAUAAGUAUCUGUAUUUAAUAAAAACAAUAAUAAUUUAUUUUUUUAAAUUAUUGUUAUCAUUGUUAAAUUAAUAUUUUGCUUAAAUUAAUGUUAAGUAAAGUGGUACUGAUUUGUUUGAUGAAAUCAACAUUUUUUCUUGGACUUUAUUAUUAAUUUACAAAUCACCUUAUAGUGGUUAAUUUAGUGUAAAAGUAUAAUUAUUUCUAAAUCCUUUGUAGUACACUAUCAGCACUUUUUUAUUAAUUUGCACAAGUGUGCUUUGAAAGCUUUAAAUAUAGUAUAUCAGUAUACAAUAAAUAAUAUAAGAUAUAUAAAAGCUUAACUUUCAGUGGAUUAUAAUCGACUGCACUUCACACUUUUAAAAUAAAUAUCUGGUACUCCAAACCAGAAUAAUGAGCCACUUCUGCACUUUUUUGUACAGAUCUCUGGUCAGGAUGUGGAAGCUGCUUCUUCAGGUUCUUUGCAUCACUGAAGUCCUGCUCUGUGCUGCUGACUCUCCUGCACUGAGCGAAGACACGCUGCAGAAGCUGUCUGCAGCCGGAGAGCGGUGUGUGGACGAGGAGAUAAAGCGAGCAUUACUCGGGGUGAAGCAGGUGAAGGAAACAAUGAAACAAAAGGAGGAGAAGCACAGACAUCUCAUGGACACUCUGAGACACAGCAGUGACAAGAAGAAGGGGGCGAUGCAGCUGGUCCGGGAAUCAGAGCUGAAACUAGAGGAGGCUGAGCAGCAGUGUCGAGUUUUAACCAAGUCUUCCUUUGAGGAAUGUCGACCCUGUCUUGAAGAUACUUGUAAGGCCUUCUAUACGUCUGCGUGCCGCCGCGGCUUCGCCUCGUUCUCAUUCAAGGUGGAGGAGUUUUUCAGAAAAAUGGCCGCCCAGCUGGAAGCCACAGAGCAAGUGUUCUCACCUGAGGAGCAGCUCACAGAAGAAGGAGCAGAUGCUGAGCUCCUGCAGGCGGAUGCAUCGUUCAGCCAGCUGCAGUCAAACCUCAGCCUCCUGUACGAGCAGAGCGUCACGCUGGUGAAAAGGAUGCAGCAGGAGCUCGGACGCUCCUUCCUGGCGGCCUUCACCACAGAGGUCCAGCCCGGCACGCAGGCGGCCCUGCACGGCGACUCCAGCGCCGGUUUCUUCAGGAUGGCCGGUCUGGACCACAUCUUUCAUUCAGUGUCGGACUUUGGGAGGAACGUGCUGGAAGAGCUCAGCUCCACGGUGGCUGAUGUGUUCGAGGAAAUACAAGAAGCAGAGGAGUACUUCCAGCAGCCAAGUACAGAUACAGGAUCCUUGUCUGCUUUGGGGCAGUCACAGAGCAGAUAUCUGUGCAGACGACUGCGCAGGCAAGCAUCUGAGUGCUGGCAGCUCCAAACUCUGUGUGAGGCGUGUGGAGAGUAUCUGUUAAAAGAGUGUCCGGGCGUGCAGCAGUUACACUCUGAGAUGGAGGAGAUGUACAUGCUGCUCAACGCCUCCCAACAGCAGCACGAUGACCGGCUGCAGCUGGUGCAGAGACACACGGUGGACACACAGAGGUGGCUCAGCAGCAUGUUGGACAAGUACGGUUGGAUCAGCAGGCUGUCCAACAGCACAGAACACAACAUCUUCAGUGUGAUCACAGUGAACCUGCAGCAGCAGAUGAAGAGCAGCAGACCUAAAGCUGACAGCAGUGUGGUGGUAACCGUUCUAGACUCUGGCCCAAUAACCGUCUCCGUCCCUGCACAGCUGGACGUGGAUGAUGAUGCUUUUAUCCAGUAUGUAGCUCAGGAGGCUCUGACGCUCCAUAAACAGCAGAUAAGAGGUAUUGAUCGCGACAGCGUUGAUGUCUAGUUAUUUGUUUUGGCUCCCAGUUUCACCUGGCAGAGCUCCAAAUUCAUUUGGGUGAAAUUAAUUGUGAUCAGCCAACUUUACACCAUCACAAAUCCCUUUACAUCACUUCAAUCUAAUGUUAUUCUUAACGAUAUAUCAACAAAGAAACAAUCAUAUAUUUAAUCCUUAACUGACUUUGUUUUAAAUGCAAUCAAUUGAACUGAAGCACUUGUAUUUGAAGCCAUGGAUCUAUAUCUAAACCAGUAUUCACACAUUACCUGAAUAAAGAGGAACAAUUGAACAAUUACA